Molecule: messenger RNA, 3519 nt
Organism: Clunio marinus
Lineage: Eukaryota; Metazoa; Arthropoda; Insecta; Diptera; Chironomidae
Source: the annotation of a GenBank genome assembly
GAUUUCGAACAUUUCGAGUGAAGAAAAUUCGAUUUUGACUUGUAACAAGAAAAAUAAAUUUUCCAAUCUAAUGGCUUGUACGGCGAGUAAAGUUCCCUUGUUCCGCACAUUAGUUGCUCGCGGGUAUGCAUCUCAACCUGCAGCAGCAGUUGCAUCAAAAUCUGGUGAGAUUCAUACAACAACUUUACCUAACAAGCUCUAUGUAGCAUCGACAGAAACUGGUUCAGCAAUUUCACGAGUUUCUAUCGCUUUUCGUGUUGGAGCCCGAAAUGAGACUUAUAACACUCAAGGAGCUUCACAUCUGAUGCGUAUUGCUGCUGGAUUGUCAACAAAAAAUGCUUCGGGAUUCGGAAUCACCAGAAACAUUCAACAAAUUGGUGGCAGUCUUUCAGUUACAUCAGAUCGUGAGAUGAUCGCUUAUACGCUAGAAGUCACUAGAGAUCAACUCGAGACAGCUUUACAGUUUCUCGAAAAAAUGGCCAUUGGACAAGUGUUCAAGCCUUGGGAAAUUUCCGAUAGCUUGCCUCGUUUGAAAGUUGACUUGGCUCUUGUCUCAGACCAAGUUCAUGCUGUUGAACUCCUGCAUAAAAUUGCUUAUCGUAAUGGCUUAGGCUACUCCAUCUUCUGUCCAGAACACCAAAUUGGAAAGCUCUCCUCCGAGACACUUCAGCAUUUCUAUGCAACCAAUUUCACUUCGAAUCGUGCUGCUGUUACUGGUCUGAAUAUCGACCACCAAAUUUUGUCAGGAUAUGCUCAGAAUCUUGCUUUAGAAACUGGCGCUGGUGCCAACAAUGUUUGCAAAUUUCACGGAGGUGCUGAUGGACGUUUAGAUAAAGGUGGACGUAGUGCAACAGUUGCCGUAGCAUCAAACGGUGGUUCAUGGGGAGAUAUCCAAGAAGGUCUCGCUUUUUCAGUUUUACAAUAUGCUGCUGGAGUUGCACCAGCCACAAAACGCGGUGCAUGCAACGGAGCUUUGACUAAAAUCAUUCAAGCUGCAGCACCAAAUUCAGCAGCCUCUGCUUUGAAUGCUGUCUAUUCAGACAAUGGACUUUUUGGAUUUAUCACAACUGGACCUGCUAAAGAAGUUGGCGCUGCUGUCGAAGCUGGAAUUAAAGCUUUGAAAUCAGCUUCAAUAAGUGAUCAAGAUGUAAUGCGUGGAAAAGCUGGAUUAAAAGCUGCCAUUGCUUAUGCGUAUGAACAAGAUUCAAGUUUACUUCAUGCUUUAACUGGACAAGCUCUUCUUGGCCAAACAAUGAAUCUUAAGACCAUUCUUGAUACUGUUGAGAGCGUUCAAACUUCAAAUGUCAAAUCUAACAUUCUCUGUAUGACAACUGAAACAAUUCCUUUAAGCAUCGGAGACAUUAACAAUAAUAUGACAACGGAUGCCAUUAACAAAACAACGUCAAACUUAGUGCUUCGCGAACACACAAUGACGGAAACGCCGGCUGCUCUAGCAAUUGAUCCUCCACUUCUUAGCCAUGUUGGUGAUGGAAUCUUUCUUCAAUCGAAGACAUGUCAAGUUUUGGCUGGAAUUGCUGUUUGGGUCGCUCUCUUCAUAACGUGUCAACAAAUUUAUCAUCAUCUCAGGUGGUAUACAAAUCCACAGGAACAACGAUGGAUUGUGAGAAUUCUAUUUAUCGUUCCAAUUUAUGCGACUUAUUCAUGGAUAAGUUUAAUGUUUUUCAAUUCCGAAAGCGUUUACAUUUAUUUUUUUACCGUAAGAGAUUGCUAUGAAGCAUUUGUAAUUUACAACUUUCUUUCGCUGUGCUAUGAGUACUUGGGCGGAGAAGGAAAUAUCAUGUCGGAAAUUCGGGGCAAACCCAUAAAAUCGUCAUGUUUAUACGGGACAUGUUGUUUGGCUGGAAAAACUUAUACCAUUGGAUUCUUACGCUUCUGCAAGCAAGCAACACUUCAAUUCUGCCUCGUAAAGCCUGUCAUGGCUUUUAUUAUCAUCUUUCUUCAAUCGAGUGGACAUUAUCAUGAUGGCGAUUGGAGUGCAAAUACCGGCUACAUUUACAUCACAAUCAUCUACAAUGUCAGUGUAUCUCUUGCUCUCUAUGGGCUUUAUCUCUUUUAUUUUGCCACUCGAGACUUGUUGACGCCAUUCGAUCCUGUUCUGAAAUUCUGCACUAUUAAGUCAGUGAUUUUUCUUAGCUUUUGGCAAGGCGUAGGCUUGGCAAUAUUGGAGAAAGGUGGCGUUAUUUCAUCGAUUGUUGACAGCGCUGGAAAUACCACGAAUGCCGGUACAGUGUCAGCCGGAUAUCAAAACUUUUUCAUCUGUAUUGAGAUGCUAUUUGCAGCUAUUGCUUUGCGCUAUGCUUUUCCCUAUCAGGUUUAUGCUCAAAGCUGUGUAACUGAUAUCCAUGGACGAUCUGUAACAAUGCAAUCAAUCUCAAGCAGCUUAAAGGAAACCAUGAAUCCAAAAGAUAUCAUGACUGAUGCGAUUCACAAUUUCCACCCACAGUAUCAACAAUACACCCAAUACAGUUCAGGCGGAAAGAAUUCACGUGGUAUUCGUGUGUCAUCAUAUGAUCCUGACGAAUCCAAUCAACAACAACCAACAAACACAGCACCUGGCCAACAAACACAACAGCCCGCAUUUAAUAGUGGACAAGCUAAAGCUGGAUCGGUUGCACAACCACCAACUCUGGGGUCAACUAGAAAAUUUUCCCAAAAAGUUUCAACAAUCAGCCAAAAUUAUAAUGAAAAAUCUAUGCUUUUGUCAAGUGACGAAGAAUAUCAGUAAUUCCUCAACACCCACACAAGAUUCAUCUCAGAUGAAUUGAUAUUUAAAAAAAAAAUUAAUCAGAAUUCAGAUAAAAAAAGUGCGACAUCGCAAAGAAAUUCACAUUUAAAUACACUUGCGUGUUUAUGUGUGAUGAAAUGUUUAUUAAAAUUUAAUCCAACAAAAAAAUUGAUGUAAAUUGUUCAGAAAGAAAAAAAGUAAUUGAAACAUUCAGAAUUUACAUUUAGAAAAAAAUAUGAAAAUGGAGAAAAAAAAUGUCCGGGAACAUCUUAAAACCGAAUUUUACUCUGACGAUAAUAAACACUUGGCAUAAUUUUGUUCUUUGGUUUAAAUUAAUCGUCUUAGUAAAAACGACGGUUAAACUGAUGAACUCUUAAUUGUAAUUAGUGAUAAUGAAAAUAAUAAUUUACACAAUUAAGUAAUUAAGGCAUUGAGGAAAGAUGUUGAAGAUAACAAUGAUGAGAUGAAAUAAAGAAGUAAAUUAUUUUUAGUAUUUGCAUGGAAUGAACCUCAAUUCUUUUAUAAGGAUACCAAUGAAAGAAUAUCGUUCAUACGUCAAAGAACCUUUCAAAUAAGGAAAAGCCUAAAGCCGAGUCUUGAUGCGUGAACGAUCUCUUACACACAUAGAAUGAUGGUUAAAUAUAAUUUCCAUUUGUAUAACCCUCAAGCAACACAUGAAAUCCAUUUAUUCUUGUCUCACAAAACUUGUAAUCAUUGUUAAAAUCUGUUAUAAAAAUGGAGAAAAGAUUCAAUAAAAAAGAAACUUUGAUUGU